UCCAAAAAUAUCCGGCGCGUAUAUUUUUCGCUAUUUACAAUUGACUUCGUCGAGUUCCACGUUUGUAAGAUGGCGACAAGGAAUAUGGUUCCACGGCUUCUCUUGUUCCUGUCCUUUCUGAACCUUUGCUCUGGAUUCUAUGUACCAGGAGUGGCUCCCAAGGAGUUUAAGAAAAAUGACCUUGUAGAGGUCAGGGCAGUAAAGAUGACCAGCACCAAGACUCAGCUUCCAUAUGAAUAUUAUUCACUCAGAUUCUGUGAGCCAAAGGGAGGAAAAGAAUAUAAAGUGGAAAAUUUGGGUGAAGUAUUGAGAGGAGACAGGAUUGUUAAUACUCCAUACGAGAUUAAGAUGGCUACAAAUAUGGCAUGUAAAGUUUUGUGUGACAAAAUCAAGCUCACUGCCAAGGAAUCAGCAUUGAUGGCAGAAAGAAUUAAAAAGAACUACUAUGUUCAUCUGAUUGUGGAUAAUUUACCCUGUGCUACACAGUUCAAGAUGAUGGACUCAGAUGAAGUCCAGUAUGAGCAUGGUUAUAAACUUGGAUUUGUUAAAGACGGAAAAGUUUAUCUAAACAACCACUUAAAGAUGCAUCUAAAAUAUCACACUGAUGACAAUGAAGACUAUAGGGUUGUGGGAUUUGAAGUCGAGGCCAAAAGUGUUCAGUAUGGAGAAUUAAACACAAAUGCUGAAGGAAGAUGUGACUACAAAAACAAGAAACCUGGGAGUGUUGUUCAGCUUCAGGAACUGAAAGAAGGUACAGUGCAAUAUAGACAUUUAAUUAAUCAUGAUACACUCUAUAUUAUAACCUUAAAGCUAUAUCUUGAUUAG
Messenger RNA from Saccostrea cuccullata (small rock oyster), 825 nucleotides. RefSeq names its product transmembrane 9 superfamily member 4-like. Gene Ontology annotation, cellular component: membrane. Lineage: Eukaryota; Metazoa; Mollusca; Bivalvia; Ostreida; Ostreidae. The coding region runs from base 70 to 825 and encodes 251 amino acids. The transcript is spliced from 9 exons. The record is from RefSeq and is a predicted model, not a curated record. Gene Ontology annotation, biological process: protein localization to membrane.